Messenger RNA from Lampris incognitus (smalleye Pacific opah), 6606 nucleotides. RefSeq names its product zinc finger protein 609a (gene znf609a). Gene Ontology annotation, cellular component: nucleus. NCBI's taxonomy places the organism in Eukaryota, Metazoa, Chordata, Actinopteri, Lampriformes, Lampridae. The record is from RefSeq and is a predicted model, not a curated record. Bases 435 to 4409 code for a protein of 1324 amino acids. The transcript has 9 exons. Gene Ontology annotation, biological process: regulation of transcription by RNA polymerase II.
UGGGAUUUUUUGGGGGGGGGGAACAUAACGUUUAAUGUGGACUAACCGGAGACGUGGUGUCUUUUCUGCCAGGCGUGAAACUGAAUCCAAAAUGCCCGCGGUGUUGUUCAAUUUUGAACGGGAUAUUAACGCGUGAUGGCUGCGGUCCGCUGAAUCGGAUCUUCCUCCGUGCCGCUCUGGGAUUUUAUGGGAGCGCGUUGAUUGAUCCGUCUGUACCAUCCGCGACAACAGGGGCUGUUUGACCUGUUUUACCCCCACAGUCGGAACUUAUGGAGUGUACCUGAAUAUUCGCCGGGACAGGGUUUGCCAACAGGGGUGGAGAUGUGGGGAGCAGGGCAGGGGACAGGGAGACAGCCCUGAGGCCGUUGGAGCCGUCCUGCCUGGUCUGUGGAGCUCAGACCCUCCUGAGGCGCGACUGGGCCGCUCCCACUAAGAUGUCCCUAAGCAGUGGCCCUGCAGGCGGGAAAGGUGUGGACUCGACUGCGGUAGACACUUACGACAGCGGUGAUGAGUGGGAUAUCGGUGUUGGAAAUCUGAUCAUUGACCUGGACGCUGACCUUGAGAAGGACAAACUGGAAAUGUCAGGCAGCAAGGAGGGAGGGGCAAUGGCUGCGCCUCCCAGCUCUGUGGCUGCCUUGCCGGACAAUAUUAAGUUUGUGAGCCCUGUGGCUGGUGCGCAGGGGAAAGAAAGCAAGUCUAAAUCGAAACGUAGUAAGAACUCCAAGGACAGCGUAAAGGCCCUGGCUGCUGAUGGAGCUAAGAGAGAGGGCCAAGGCCGUCCUCCAGGGGAGCCCAGUGCCCCGACCCCAAACUCCAACCCUGGCAAAGGGAUUGACAAAAACAUUAAACCCUCCCGUACUGUUCCCCUGGCCAAGAAAGACAAGGAGGGGGCCUCUGUGAAAACAAAGAAGGAGAAAGGGGAAGUCGGGCCCUCUGUGGUGGGCAACACUGAAAAAGAGGCAGGGGCCCCUGUUCUGCCUCUGGGGGCCCCUCGCCCCUUCGAGGGCCCGCAGAAUCCGGACUUGGCUGCGGCCGAGCAGCUGGGCGGUAUGGCUCUGGACUCAGCAGGGAUCAGCCAGUCGGGCGCUGUUUCAGCACAAGCAGAGGAAAUGGACAGUUUAAAGACAGUCCCCAGUGACCAGAUGGAGUCCCCCGUCUCCACACCUGUGCCUCCUCCGCUGCACCUCUUGGCUCCUGUAGCCAACAGCGAGAUCUCCUCUCCCUGUGAGCAGAUUAUGGUCCGCACACGCUCCGUGGCGGUCAACACAGCAGAUGUGUCCCUAGCAACAGAACCGGAGUGCCUAGGACCCUGUGAGCCAGGCACCAGUGUCAACCUGGAGGGCAUUGUCUGGCAGGAGACGGAAGACGGCAUGCUGGUGGUUAACGUCACCUGGAGGAACAAGACUUAUGUUGGAACUCUGCUUGACUGCACACGGCAUGACUGGGCCCCGCCAAGAUUCUGUGAGUCUCCAACAAGCGACCUAGAGAUGCGGAGUGGGCGCGGCCGAGGGAAGAGGAUGAGGCCCAGUAGCAACACGCCCGUCAAUGACACCAGCAACUCCUCUGACAACAGAGCUAGCAGCAAGACCCGUGCUGCCGCUAACAGCAGCAAGGGUCGCCGGGGCAGCCAGACCUCCACCAGCACCACUGAGGAUGCCAAGGCCAGCCCCUCCUCCGCCAGCAAGAGGAAAAACAAAGCAGCCUCAGACAUGGAGCCCACCUCCAGCUCCGAGGACACCAAGGGUACCAAGCGGAUGCGCACCAACUCCAACAGUGGAACAGCAUUGGUUCCCCUACCCGGUGUCAAAACAGAGAACCUGGUGCCCCCACAGGCAGACCGCAGCUGCUCCUCUCCUGUCCUAAUCGACUGCCCCCACCCAAACUGUAACAAAAAGUAUAAGCAUGUAAACGGCCUGAGGUACCACCAGUCACGCGCUCACAACCACGAUGAUGUCAGACUGGAUCUGGACGGAGACAGCGAGUAUGGAGAGGAAUCAACUUUGCACCCAGACCCAAACAGCUGCAACGGAGCAGGCAUCUCCAUGUCUCCUGCUCGCUCAGCCACACCAAAGGGGAGGGCCUUCGAUGUCCAGAGCCCCUCCCCCUCAGGGAAGUUCACCUCAAAGCAAGGUAAGAAGAAGACAGGGGAGGUAGAGCCAGAGGUGAUGGAUGGCUGUGAGGAGGGGCCAUGUCUGACAGAUGAAGCCAGCAAUGAUGGAAUAGAUGACAAGAAGGCAAAGAAGAUGGCAUCCGGCAGUAAGGCUGACAGGCUUGCCCAAAAAGGUGUAAAGGCAGCGCGACCCAUCGCCCCUCAGCUCUAUGCGUUCCCUUCACCAAGCCCUGCCUCUUCACCUGCCCUGGGUUCGGUGGUCCAGUCCCUCCCCAAGAGCCCCCAGCUUAAAGCCAUUCAACCCAAACUGCCCCCACUGGCUGACCCUGCAUCGCUCAGCCCUGCCCUAAGCGGUUCAAAGGACAAAAAGAAGAAGGAGAAGAAAAGGAAAGACGGAGACAGUCCCAAGGGGAGGAGUCCAUAUUCGGAGGCCUCAGACCCUGGUGGCUUGCUCAACGGCUCCUCAGAUGCCCAGCAGAGUCGGCUGGCCAGCAUCAAGGCUGAGGCUGACAAGAUAUAUAGUUUCUCGGACAACGCUCCCAGCUUGUCCAUUGGUGUGGCAAGCAGGAUAGAGGCCCCCCUCCACCUCAACCAGAACGGAGGAGACAGCUCCUCCGUCAAGACCAAUAGCCCCGCCUACUCUGACAUCUCGGACGCAGGCGAGGAUGGGGAGGGGAGGGUGGAGGGGGUGAAGGGUGCUAAGGUGGAGCCUGAGCAGGGCGGGGCCAAGAAAGCCCUGUUUCCUCCCCAGCCCCCCAGCAAAGAGUCUCCCUACUACCCUGGCUAUGACGCCUACUACUCCCCCAGUUACCCCAAUGCCAGCCCAGGAGUGGCCCCACCAGGGCCACCUCAUGUUGAGGGAGCACAGGUGAAGGUAAAGAAGGAGGAGGAACAGGAGGUGGUGGAGGAGAGCAAGGUGAAAGUAGAGCCUCACGAGGAGCGGAAGCCAGAGGCAGGGCCCCAGCAGCAGGCUUCCGUGAUCCAGCAACGCUCCAACAUGUACAUGCAGCCUCUCUACUACAACCAGUACAGCUAUGUACCCCCUUACACCUACCACCCUGAGCAGGCCUACCAGAGCCACCUGCUCAGCGCAAACCCUGCCUACAGGCAGCAGUAUGAAGAAAGGCAGCACCGUGCUGCUGAGAAGAAGGCAGACACCAUGGUGAAGGAGAGGGAAAUUUCUGGAAAGGGUCCUGAGGAGUGGAAGCAGAAAGCUUCAGUUACUCCCACCCUCUCCAAGGCCCCCAGCCUGACAGACUUGGGCACCAAGUGCAGGCCAAAGCCAGAGCUGCCCCCAGCCUCUGAGCAGGCCAAGUCAGUCAUCAUGCCAAAAGGGGAGGAAGCCAAAGCUCCCACCCCACAGGCCGAGGGUCUGAAGAUGAAGCUGAGCGAAGCAGGGCAUCAUGGGAAAGAGGACGCUAAGGCGGGCAUGGAGUCUGGAAGACCACCUGGCAUGGAACAGGCCAUGUGGUAUAGACAGGAGCCCGAUUCACGCCUGUGGCCAGGCGUCUACCCCAACAAAUAUCCAGAAGCCCUCAAACCCACUGAGGAGGAGAGAUGGAAAGAGGAGAGGGAUCGAGAACGGGAGAGAGACAGGGAGAGAGACAGGGACAGGAAGGGAAAAGAGGAGAAAACACGGCUGAAAGAAGAAGUGAAAGAAGGGAUGGACGGGCGGACACAGUCGACGUCAGAAGAGCAGCGGAUAGGGGGGAAGGAGGCACGUGGCACCCACAUGCAGUUUUCCUCUCCCCUGGCACAGCAUCAGGGUUAUAUGCCAUACAUGCACGGAGCCUAUGCCUACGGCCAAGGUUACGAUCCCAACCAUCCCGGAUACAGGGGCAUGCCCUCUGUCAUGAUGCAGAACUACCCUGGCGCCUACCUAUCACCAGGCUACCCAUUUUCUCCAUACGGGAGCAAGAUUCCCCAAGGUGAGGAAGGGGAGAAGGGCUCCCGGUCCAGCCCCACCGUAAGCAGUAAACCGCCCAGCGAGGCCAAAGCCCUGGACAUUCUCCAGCAGCAUGCCAGCCAGUACAAGAGCAAAUCCCCCACCGUCCCCGACAAGAACCCCCAUGACCGCGAGCGGGGUGGGGUGGGGGAGCGAGAGAGAGACAGGGAGAGGGAGGGGGAUCGGCCACGCUCCUCGCCCUCCCAGCGGAUCAUACCUUCCCAUCAUCACAUGGGCUACCCCCUGCUGUCAGGCCAGUAUGACCUGUCCUAUGCCACAGGCCUCUCUUCCUCUGCCAUAGUUGCCAGUCAACAAGCCUCUGCCCCCUCUAUGUAUCCUCCUGCGCGGAGGUGAGAAUGGGAGCCCUGAUUGGCUGACCACUACCCUACUUGGAGUCAUGUGACUGGAUCACAUGAAGAAGCGUCUGAGGCGCAUGGUUUCCAUUUCCACAUCAGUUUACUGGUGUUUGUGGAUGUUUAAUUUCCCUGCCUGGAUGUCCUGGCUGCUGCCUCCUCCGGAGGUCUCUUAGCAAAGCCAGUUUGGCUGGUCCUCUUUAUGUUGAGACACUCCCUGCUGGCUACUUGACCUGGCCUGGUUGUUCCAGAUGGUACCGACAGCCCUUUGGACUUGGGGAAUGUAAGAGAGAUUGGACUCUGUUUAGGAAUUACUACACAAGGGAUUGUUGUGAGAGAAGGCUUCAGUUCCACCCAGUCCUAGCUGAGAUCCAGUGCACCGUUUUAGGGUUACUGAGCUCAUUGGUGGUAGUUCAGGGGGACCGUUUGGGUUUGGAAGCAGUGGUUGCUCAGGGACAUGGUGUUAUGAAAAUCUCCAUGUCCUCGGCCCCUGCCGAGGUCAUGAUGUUGGCGUGAUGUUCAUUGUUCCCUUUGGAAUGUUCACUUUGGAAUUAUUUUUCUUUAAAUGAGACAUGUUCUGUUUUUUUGGAUUACGUUGUUCUGUGGAUUAAAUCUUUCAAGAUUUUGUUUUUUAUGUUGACCCAACAUUUAACACACACACACACCACCAUGCAGGUUGUUGCUGUGGUAAACUCCAGUAGGCCGUGGUCGAUGGUCCUUGGAGAGGUCAGUCCAUAGACCAGCACAAAGGCCUCAUCCCUGGCUCAGCACUCCCCAGGGAGAGGUCCUACUUUGACCCGGAAGUACUUUUGCUUUACAGGGGAUGCCCACACUGCAGUGGGGGUUGUGGGGGGGGUCCGCUUCGAGGACUUUCCUCGGAGUCAUGCUGAGGCCCAGCGCUGCUGAGACUUCGGUAUAUCUAGACAGUAGCAUGGUGGACAUGAGGGACAGAAGACUAGAAGCAUCACAGUGUCCCUGAACGCCGACAGACUGGCAGGAGGCUGCUCCCAGUGCUCCUCCCACCAAUUUAUUUAUUGUGCUCCUGGAAGAGGCGGUUCUCCUGUCCUCUACACACCUCCUCUCUCCACUGUGAGCCCGUAAGGAGUAACAUAGCACUAGAACACAAAUAAUGGCCUCCCAGGCAGGCUUUGUGUAGAUAAUGUACAGAGGAUUUCUUUAAAACAAAAAACAAAAAAAAGCUUGUUGGAUGCUAUUGACAUUUUCCUAAUGUUUUGUCUGUUAGUCUUCUUGUCUUUUUUCUACUCUUGUUGAUCUGAUAUUAAAGGUGUAGCUGGUGGAACAGCUUUAUAGUUGAUGUGUUGUGAUUUAUUUUGACCAACUUAGCUCCAACACUAUCAGGGCCCAGCUAAACCCCGUCAUUGUCAUUGAUAAAGUUUAAAAAAAAAAUUUUUAUUUUUUUUUUGCUAGAUCUGAUCUGUUUGUUAGAAACCUGGUCAUGCUGGUAUAGAAAUCAGUAAACCAGAAACCUGGUUUUGAAACUCAAUUCGUAGCCGGAAGAGGAGAAGGUUCUGUUAUUCUGAACCCACCCCUAUUCUCCAGUUUGUUCAGAUGUUGCUUCUGGAGUACUAGCUAAAACUUUAGGUCAGUAUGUUUUGAAAACAUCCGGUUCAUAUUGGUGGUAAAUAGGUUUAGAAACCCAUCCAUUUAAGAGUGACCCCUACAAAAAUACCUGUCCCUUCAUAAAAUCACUGGCUCAGAAAGUUAGUCAUUUAGGUGAAGUUCUGCUUUUUGACUCGUUCAUGAGUCUGGUCCAUUUACACCCGGACACACGUCCACAGCCAUGAUGGAGGAGAAGCAGGCUCCAAGUGGUGAUGGCUAGCUACAUCAUGAUGACCUUUUCAUUGGGGAAAAGGGACACUUCCUGUGUGGGGAUGUCCCCUUACCGUUUUCUGUGCUGUCCCCCCAACCCACACACAUCACCCUCUCAAACCACUCCUCACUUACUGUGGUUACCAUUCAGUCAACUCCGAGUAUAAACUGGUCAAACUGGUUUCAAUGUUUGAAUAUUGGGGGGUGGGGGGGCUGUAUGAUAUUUUUUCAUGAGAUUGUUAGUUUGGGCUCCACCUCCACGCAGACUGAUGUUAAAGUCUACAUUACAACCUGGCUUUUAUACAGAGCUGUUAACUAGCCUUUGGACAUGGAGGCAAAAAUAAAUAAAUCUUUUUAUGAGACAAUCA